UUUUGUAAUAAUUCCAAAAGCCCCAAACGACCUGUUUCGCAAUAUUUUGAUGCGAUGGAUAAUAACGAGCACCUUCUAAAUAACUUGUUGGAUAAUAAAUACAAAGAAGACUACAUUCCGGAGUCAGUAGCUAACUUUGAAGAAGGUUCAUCUGAUGAGGAUGAUCAAACCUCGGGGGGCGAAGCUAUGGAUGUGGUGCCCUUCAACCAAACGAGAAGGUACUUGUAUGCAGUUAUUGCUCUUAUCUUAGCCAUUUCUCUAUCGAUGUUCUACGGGCAAUUUUACACUGCGGAGAAACGCUGUGAUUUUGAGAAUCUGCGUAGGAUCAAACCCAUACAGUCGGAAAGAGUAUGGAGGGCUCUACAAAAAGGGAUUGAAGGACUGAUCAAUAAGCGUGACCCGAGACCCAGUGUGUUUCUGUUUCUGCAUGAAGAUAAGAGCCUAAUGACACUCAUUGAAAAUAUUACCAUUGAGGCGUCCGGCUGUUUUGGUAGACCUGGGAAGCUUAUGCAUAUGAGCAUAGAUGACUUUGCACCGCCCACCGAAGACUACGGAUUUGGCAUUGCGCAGUUCCAGAAGAAAUUGAAAGACGGCAAAGUAUUUCGCAUCGUCAGUCUCAAUGAGAUUCCUCCUAGCUCGGCACGUGCCUUGCAUACGAUUUGCGACACUUACAGCCCCAUUGCAGCAGACGCAGUCAUCUUUCUUACGCUGCAGACAUUCAACACGACGGAUUCUGGAAACUCGGUUGAACUGGCCUGGGAAACGCUGUUCGAACUGUGGGGCACUCAUCUCGCAGACAACGAGCUUGAUCCCCUUAUCACGCGUGUCACCGACCAGGUGCUUCAUCUAAAGGCCAAGAUCUAAGCUGUUUUUUUGUUUAAACCUUGCUUUAGACGAAAUACAAUACAUGGGAGUAUUUACAAGUAGUUAA
Drosophila persimilis is the source of this 931-nucleotide messenger RNA. RefSeq lists its product as uncharacterized. Lineage: Eukaryota; Metazoa; Arthropoda; Insecta; Diptera; Drosophilidae. Bases 55 to 864 code for a protein of 269 amino acids. The record is from RefSeq and is a predicted model, not a curated record. Gene Ontology annotation, cellular component: membrane. The transcript has 3 exons. Gene Ontology annotation, biological process: membrane organization. Gene Ontology annotation, molecular function: ATPase activator activity.